This is a messenger RNA of Anopheles moucheti, 6167 nucleotides long. RefSeq names its product bromodomain adjacent to zinc finger domain protein 1A (gene Acf). The record is from RefSeq and is a predicted model, not a curated record. Gene Ontology annotation, molecular function: protein binding. NCBI's taxonomy places the organism in Eukaryota, Metazoa, Arthropoda, Insecta, Diptera, Culicidae. The transcript is spliced from 5 exons. The coding region runs from base 235 to 5232 and encodes 1665 amino acids. Gene Ontology annotation, biological process: chromatin remodeling.
AAUCUGGAUAUCGUAUGCCAAUCCGAAGCAGAGCACUCAUGUGGUAUCCGCCGGCGUCACUUAAUUUGCUGAUGGUAAGUGUGGUAGCAACCAGCGUUGAAAGGAUAGGCAAAGCAGCGAAGCAGUAAACGUUGUAGUUAAAUAGUGAGGUGAUAGUGUAGUCCAUAACGCCACACAACCGCACUACACCGGAAGCUAAAGCGGCGCACCAAUCAAACCUUCACCGAUUCAACGAUGCCGCUGCUCAGGCGGCAGGUGCUCCAAAAAACAUCCACCGCGGAACGGCUUCGCGAUAGCGAUGAGGUGCUAUUCUGUCAGCCAACCGGGGAGAUAUUCAGCAAUUAUGAGGACUACUUUCAUCGCAUCAUGCUUAUAUCGUCGAUGGUGUGGAGCUGUGCGAUGACCGGGCGGCCAAAUCUAACCUAUACGGAAGCGCUUGAAUCGGAAAAGGCCGCCCGGAAGUUGCUGAAAACGUUUCCCGCUGCCGUGAAGGGGCCGUUUCUGCUGAUUGCUUCGCACACUCAGCGCACCUCGAUUAACGAAAUGCACGAGGACGUGUAUGGUUUCGUGAAGGAUCGUCUGUUCAAAGGCGAGAUCGUUGAUGCGAUGGAUUUGACGCGCAAAGCGUUUCGCCCCGCCGUCAUUUCGAACGUUCUACCGGACAACACCCAAGGCGCCAGUACAGUUAUGUACCAAGUGACGGCCGACGAUAAUAUGGUACCGAGCGUGUGGAACGUCACACCCAGCAAUGUGAAACGCGACCGUAGCACUCUGACGCGAGAUAAAUGUAAACUCUUCCUAAAGCAACACGUUGAAGCUGGCCCUGGAGGGCAGCUGCGUAUCAAGGCGGACUCGCUGGCUAAGUUCGUGACUGGCGAAGGCUGGACCGAUGAUCAGGUAUUUUUGGGCCAGACACCGAACUUCGAGCAAUCUAAGCGUCUAAAACAAAAUGCUGAGCGUAGUGAAGUCAGUGGCGCCAGCAAGCCGCCUAAGAAAAAGGCAACCUCCACUGAAAAAGUAACUAAAAUGGGCCCAGUCGAUGGAGAGAAACAGCAGCAGGGCGAGAAAUCGAAGAAAACAAAAAAACAAUCAACAAAGAUGAUGGAGCAGAAGGGAAAGGUGAAACAAAAGAGCAGCACCGGCAAACAGCAAAGCAUUGCAAAGUACAUCGAAACAUCGACCGAGUCUGCGGUGUUGGAUGCAAAGGCGAAAAAAAUGGCACGAGAAGUGGCCCUUCAAAAGCUAAAGCAGGAGCAGGAAACGUUGGCCAAGAAGCGGUUGGAGGAGGAAAAGGCUCUGUUACUACAGCAAGCCACACUGGCUCUAAAGAAGUACAACGCCGUAUUGGAAGACCAAGAGCUGAUCGAUCAGCGACCGAUGCCGGCGGUCCGUUCAGUGCGGCCACUGAUCAUGUCCAAGCACUUCGGUAACUUUGUUUUCAUAUUAGAGUUUCUAAACUCCUUUUCCGAUAUGCUUGCCAUACGAAGCAAAUUUUCCGGCGGCUUAACAAUGCAUCUGCUAGAGCGGGCCCUCAUUCUGCGUGAGGUGAAUGGACCGCUGAGUGACAUCUUUAAGGUGCUGCUGAGCGCGAUAUUUACCCAACAACUGGAGGAGGAGAACGAGGUGGACGUUGGGUACGAGCGCGUGGAGAGUCUCGGCCUCAAACGGCAAACGGUGCCAGAUCAGGCACGCGCACGCGAUACGGUUCUCUGGUGCGAGAAGCACUACUGCACGAAGCUGAGCGAAAUGCCAAUAGACGCGACGACGGUAUCUGAGUUGUUGCGCCUGCACUUUCUUUCGUCUGGUGCACUCGUCGAGGAGAAGGCCGCCAAACACCGGUAUUAUAAUCGGGGCGGGUACAGUAGCGCGGACGAUCCCGGGUUAAGGUUGGUUCGUGACUAUCCGCAUAUUUUUCGUGCGCUUAAUUCCCACUCAGUCUACCAACUAUCGAUCGGCGACAUUAUUCAGAUCCUGUGCUGUCUAAUUCACCAGCUGCUCACGUACAGUGGUGUCCGAGAGUUGGUGGAAGAGCGAGUAGAACGGGCGCGAACAGCACGGUACAAUUACCAAACAAACCGGUACGCACAACGCCGGCUGACGGUAAAGACAGGCUCGCAGAAGAAUCAAGCACGCGAAGACAUGAAACGCGAGCUGGCCGCAUUCGAGGGCGAUAUCGCGGCCAAGGAGGAACACCGAAAGAAGCUGAUGGAGCUCGUGAAAGCGCAAAACAACCGGAUCGACGCAGAGGCGGCACGCGAGAUGAAGGUACUGCAAACGCAAUCGAAACGGUUAAAGGAAGAUUUCUUUGACUACCAGAUCUAUCUCGGUUCGGAUCGAUGCUUCCGCAAGUAUUGGCUUUUUGAAUCGUUGCCGGGAUUGUUUGUAGAGCAUGAUCGGACGUAUGCGGGCCGCUGCUUGGAUCGACCAACUCCAAACAUUCCGGGACUGGCGUUCUGUGCCCCAGAUCAGCGCAAGAAGUACAUUACCAAAGCCAUCAUGCGGUGUGCCGGUACGGAUGGUGUCGCUGGCCUGCUCGAUGCGAAAGCCAUAGCGGGGGAGAAUCCGAAUCAGGACGACAGCGGUGGUCCGGUAGAGGAGGUGUACGAGCAGCUACUUACAUUGGGCAGUGCCGAGAUGGAGCGUAUCGGACGUCAAACAACGCAAACAAAAACGUUGAAUUCUCGUGCAAACUCGGAAGAACCUCGAUCCGAUGGGACGGUGAAUGGUGGGACCGUGGUUCACGUCCCCGAUAGCACACCACUGCCGCCACCAACCAACCAAGAGCUACUCAUGUGCACGGCCCAACCAGAUGACUGUUUAGUCCAUACGGAAACACACACACAAACAGUCAACUGGGGCUACUACGCGACGGCCGAGGAGUUGGAUGCGUUGAUACAAAGUCUAAAUGUGCGUGGCGCCCGCGAGAAGCAGCUUCGCGAAACGCUUGAAUGUGAGCGUGAUCUGAUUUUAACCCACAUCGAAAAGUGUCCCGUCGACAAGCUGUCGGUCAAUGAGUCUGAUCGAGCGGCGGUGUUGUCCGACAUUUGUAGCCGUAAUCAGAAACGGUAUGAUGCGCCCAAUUUCAGCUGCGAGCCAGGCACGGAUCCGAACGAGAUACUCGAGGCAGUGUUUCUGGAGAAUCUGCUGGAGCUGGAGGCCAAAAUUACGGUCGGUUAUCUGGGCGUAAUGCGGGUUCGAGAUCGGGACAAGUGGCGCAAAGCCCUGGAAGCUGCUACUUACGAUCCCCAGACGGACAAACCGCUCCAGUGGGGUCCGAAGCGGCUUGCCAAGCCAGAGGAAACGAAUGGCAGGGAAAGGCGAGAGCAGGACGUGGAACAGCCACAAGAUGAGGAAAAUGAUUCCGAUGAGCAUCCCAAUGACAAUGAUUCUGGUUGCGACAGUCUUGAGCGGCUGCUGUCGGAUGCGUCCAAUCCCGGUCACAGCCUGCCGGACACGACGGUCUCGCUACUAGAUGACACGCUAGCUACCGAUGAGAUAUCGUUCCCGGUACAUGUAUCUGAAAUGCUGAAACAGCGCGUACAUGCGUUUGCACGCGCCCUGUUGCAAGUGGCACAGUGUAUCGAUCAAAAGUUUCUGCGGCAUCCGUUCGGGCCGAAGAAGGAGCACAAGGAUAAGGCCGUCAUGAUGCAGAAGCAGUACCAGGGGCUGAAGAAUCUGGUCCAGUGGGAAAUGUCGCUGAUGCGUUCGACAUGUUUCGCGCAGCUUUUCUUACACUACAACGUGCUGUACGACGCGAUCCAUUGGUCACGUUCAGCCGAGCGUAUUUGCUGCAUGAUAUGCCGGCGCAAGGGUGAUCCGGGUUUGACGUUGCUUUGCGAUGAAUGUAACCGUGCCUGCCACACGUACUGUCUGAAGCCGAAGCUCAAGGAGGUGCCCGCCGGCGAUUGGUACUGUAUGCGCUGCCGGCCAGAAAAUUUCAAGGAGAAACGAGCCCCGGCGAAAAAAAAGAAAAUAUUCAAAUGGGUCGAGGAGGAAGAAGAAAUGUCGGAGGAUGAGGAAUCGGCGGAGGACGAUGGAACCAAACAAGAGGAGGAAGAACCGGAGGAGGAGGACCAGGACGAGGAGACAGAAGAGAUCGAGCAGGAUGAGGAGCAAGAGCCGGAGGAGAAACAGAUGGAAAUGGACGAUGCGGAGGAGCAGAGUGACGUUGACGAGGAGGAGGAUUCGCUAUCCGAUGCCAGUGACAGUGAUGAUGGCGGGGAAGAUGACGGCAGUGAUGAGGAAUAUCGGAUGAGACAACGGAAACAGCCGGCUGCAAAGGCAAAAUCUAACGCAAAAGCCAAACCGGCGAUAGUGGUAACAUCCACGGGGCGUAGCAGUCGUAGCACAGCUGUCACGAACGGUGCCUAUCGGUAUGAGGAAGACGAAGAAGGUGAAGAUUCAAACGACGAUCGGGAUGAACGAAGAAAGCGGCGAAAGGUAACACUGCCGAACGGUGGUGCCACGCUGCGCGCGGACACCAAACGUUCUGCCGCUGUGUCGGGCAGUACACGUGCUGCCAACCUAUCGAGCGCGAAGCGAAAACGAGCUCACACCGACGAACCAGAGCAAUCGUCACCCGCCAAUACGAGCAAACGGCUGCGUCGGACAGCACUCCCCAAUGGUGGGCAGAAGCUGAACGUUUCGGUUGCGACUGGAAGUGACGACGAUUCGGCGACAAAGAAGACUCGCGUUAGUGCACGGUCGACCAAAGGCCAGAGGCGUAUGUCCGUGUACCUCGGGGACGAGGAGGACGACACGCCGACGCGCAUGAGGAUUGGCGGUUCCGCCGCUCGACGAUCGCGUCGCACCGGUGAGGAUUUACCGCUGAACUCGGUUGCGCUAUACACACUGAUCGACGACAUCUUAAAGCACCCGAGCUCGUGGCCAUUUAACCGGCCAGUUUCGGCGAAGGAGGUACCGGACUAUUACGCUGUCAUCAAGAACCCAAUGGACUUUGCGCGUAUCAAGUCAAAGCUGAAUAUGGGCGACUACAAGAUCAACGAACAAAUGUUGAGCGAUGUGCAACUGGUGUUCCGUAACUGUGAUCUCUACAAUACCGACGAGACGGAUGUGUACCGAAUCGGCCAUGAGCUGGAGCAGUAUGUAGCGAAGCGGUGCAAAGAAUUAACACUCCCUUUCCAACCCAGUGACAUGCAGAAAUCCGGUCUCCGUCAUAAUGCUGCACCGUACAAAACCGUCAACGGAGUUGCCGGGGCUUAUGAAAAAUAGCAGAAGGGGGAAUCUGGUGCAGCUUCAUAAUCAACAGUCUCUGCAGCAGACAGGGGCAUGCUAGUAAACAGUACUACUUUUAUAACUUCCUCCAUCCCAUUGUUUGUUCCGUGUGUGUGUGUGCUUCACCAAGACACAAUCCGAAGGACAGGACCACCAGCAAACAAAGUCAAUGGGCUCGACAAACAGAGCAUGAUGUACUGACUAGAAACGGCUCUACAGGUGCUUUAUGUUGAAUAUUUACUUGUCCUAUAAAACAAUCGGAUGUUUAGUUCCAUACCACAGUUAGUUGCAUUGACACUUAAUAGAUACUAUGUUCUAUAAGUUGAGGUAUGGAAUGAAUUCCCAUCAUAACAUAAAACAUAAAAUGCAAUAUUCCCUCCAAAAACCUAUAAUGCUAAAGCUGGUCUGUUAAGUCGAGCAUGUAUUUGGCUUUUGGACCGCGUUCAACAAACACACAUCAUAACACCACGAACAAAGCAGCAUAUUAAAGGGGUGAUCAUUACUCAUUUGUGAACCUCGCAAAAAAGAAAACUGUUUUGCAACGGAAUGUUCUGUCGGGGAGGUAUUAUGAAUCUUUUUUCUCGGUUUAACGUGUUUCUCAAACACGUUGGCCAAACACCACAACAUAUUUGCAUCAAACAUCCUGUAAUAUGCACCCGAUACGCUGAAUAUAACUUAUUAGGGACAUUCCCCCGCAACACGCACGAACACGCAUGCUGCACCGUUCCACAUGGCAGCAUAUCCCUCCAAAAUCCCGAACUGCGAAGAUCACCAAAUUGUACAGAUAUUGCUUAUAAGAAGGAAGAUUCAUGUGUGUUUGUGUGUAGUGUACGGUUCUGUGUUCGUUUUAAAAUGUAUUUUAAGGAAAGUUUAUUUAAGUAAUUUGCCUGUAGAUGAAACAGAUAAUAAGAUGGAAUAAACUUGCCUGAAAU